CACGUCCCCGAGACUCUCAUAACAGAGGACGUCCCGUCAGGAGGCACGCAGCCAAUUCCUAACUGCGAGGACGCGUGUUCACCACGAAACACGUGUGUCUGCUGUGCUUAUGGUGCCACGUGCUUCGUGUGUGACAAGGUGACGUAAUAUUCUUCCUCAUCGCGCACCGCCCCCUCUCCCCCCCGCCUCCCUCCCUUCCUGCCAACGGUGGGGAGACCUGGGAGUGUUUUCUGGCUGAAGUUCUUUGUGAGUUUUAAGUUAGCUUACGAAGGGACAGGGGCCGGGGGGAACGAGGAGGAGGUCACAUAUAUACCGCGCGCCCCAAACUUGGCGCUCAAAACGGGGGAAGUUGUGGCGGCCGACGGACCAGUGCAACGCGAGUCGUGUUGACAGCGAGUCUCAGUCGAGCCGCGAGAGUGUGUGGACGUGCAGCGCCAUAAGCCGCGCCGAGCAGUGACAGUGUGUGAGGGAAGAGUCGGCAGGACAAGGCGUCCCUCCUCUGAUAGCCGCCGCCAUGGAUCACGACAGAGGCAGCACGCAGCAUGUCGCCUUCCAUAUGGAGGACAUAGCUAACGUCAUCAAGGAAGAGGAGGAGGAGGAGGUGGAGAAGGAAGAGGAUGAAAAGGAUCAUGAAGGAGAGGACGACCAAAGGAUGCCCUUUACAGCUAAUGGUCGGCCAGGCCCUAGGGAGACAGGCGAUGAGCGAGACCAGUUGCCCUUCCUCAAGGCCCGCCAAGGGCGCUACUCUGUCAUCUCCGCGCCGGGUUUCACUUUGUCUUCACGACCUUCCUUCGGCGGCAUGUCCUCGAGGCCCUCCUUCGGCGGACUCUCCUCGAGACAGUCGUUCCAAGGGCUGUCGUCGCGGCCGUCCAUGGCGUCGCUUCGUUCCAGUAUCUCGAGAGUUCACAGCGAACUCUAUCCUGAACGAGGCUCCUUCGUGGCCUUCAGGCUGGGCCACUCCCUCGCCGACAUCGCGCCGCUGGCCCGCAAGAUGUACAUCAUCACACAGGUACUGGCUGCGCUAUCCGUAUCCAUGGGUUCAAUGGCUGUCGGUUUCACGGCUGCCUACACCUCACCGGCCCUCGCCUCCCUGGACGCUGCUGCCAACGCCACCCUGGAUGCCCUCAACAUCACCCUCGACGGUACCAACGACACCGCCAACGCCACCCUUGAGGCGCUCAGUUCCACCCUGACGGUCACUGAGGAGCAGAAGUCAUGGAUCGGUUCCCUGAUGCCCCUCAGCGCUCUAAUCGGCAGCAUCUUAGGCGGCUACCUCGUCGACGCCCUCGGCAGGAAGAUGGUGAUUCUUCUGUGCGGGCCUCCCUUCAUUGUAGCGUACAUUUUGAUCGGGUCUUCCAUCAACGUGAUGAUGAUCUACGUGGGGCGCGUGUUGGGCGGCCUGUGCGUGGGUCUGCUCACCCUCACCCUGCCUGUCUACCUCAGUGAGACUGUACAGCCGGAGAUUCGUGGCAUCCUGGGCCUCCUGCCGACCACCUUCGGGAAUGCCGGCAUCCUAUUGUGCUUCUUGGUGGGGUCACACGUCAGCUGGUGGGUACUGGCCUACGUCGGCGCCAUCGUGCCGCUCGUCUUCACCACCAUGAUGUGUUUCGUGCCAGAAACGCCGCGUUGGUACAUCUCCAAGGACCGCGUGGAGGACGCUCGCAGCGCCCUGCAGUGGCUGCGAGGUUCCUUCAACGAUGUGGAGUUCGAACUGGAGGCAAUCCAAAUCAACUAUGAGAUGUCGAGCCAGACGAGCUCCUCCUUAAUGGACGUGUUCACUCGACGACACAUUCGCCCCUUCCUGCUGUCCAUGGGCCUCAUGUUGAUCCAGCAGCUAUCAGGUAUCAACGCCGUCAUCUUUUACACCGUGGAUAUCUUCGAGAUGUCUGGCUCCACCAUCAGUGGCCAUCUGUCCACCAUCAUCGUGGGCGUCGUCAACCUGCUGGCCACCUUCGUGGCUAACGCCGUAAUCGACAAGGUGGGCCGCAAGGUGCUCGUGUACAUCUCCAGUGCCCUCAUGGUGGUCUCCCUGUUGGCACUCGGUUCCUUCUUUCACGUGCGGGAGAAGGCUGAAAAUCUCCCAGCUGACCACGUGGACGCCGAGUGGUGGGCGGCGACGAUCGAAAGCAUCUCGUGGCUGCCGCUGGUGAGUUUCAUGAUCUACGUGAUCGCCUUCUCCCUGGGGUGGGGCCCCAUUCCCUGGCUCUUCAUGGGGGAGGCCCUGCCAGCAAAGGUCCGGGGCCCCGCUGCCUCCAUGGUCACGGCACUGAACUGGACAUGCACCUUCGUCAUCACCAAGACGUUCCCAGGCUUGGUGCAGAAGCUGGGGCCCUCCAUCGUAUUCUUCAUGUUCUCGAGCAUCAUGGUCUUGGGCUCAUUCUACGCAGUGUUCCUGGUGCCAGAAACAAAGGGCAAGAUGCUAGAAGAGAUCGAGGAAGAGUUGUCAGGGAGGAAAGAUCACGGCAACAGGAGCAGGAAGAUAAGCACAGUCUCUGGCCUCAACAUGAAAUAACAAGGACGACCGCAAUGAGUUUUCUACUCACGCCAGGUCCCCUGCCACCCUCCCCGCCGUCCCCCGCCGCAACGGCACCCGGCUGGCGUAGGCAGUGAUGCUGUAGCAGACCAGCACGAAGCCUGAUGAACGGUUGAUGGGGAGACCCUGAACCCUGCCAGCGGCGUGGGACACAUUCCUGUCGGCGGGCGGAGUGGAGGACAAGGAAGGAAUAGACUAAGGUCCCUAGGUCAUUCUAGUGACCUUGGAAUAGACAAGCAUGUGACGCUUGGAGCGCCUGUGAUGAUGUCCACGAGAAGUGAGGACACAGCCGUAAGAGCUGCAGGACACAGAGUGCUGCAGGGCGCGGGGAGUCGUUGAGUGACGCUUGAUGGCAAUCGUGUGGAAAGGUUUUGAAUCAUCAGUGUAUGAUGUUAUAGUGUACAUACUGUUAAAUAGUUUUUGUACUAUAAUCUAAGUUUACUAAGUUUGUUUUGUUUUUGUAUCAAUCAUGUUCACGUCCCGCUUAGGAGUGCCUUGUCAGUACCAGAAGACCUUCAUCCUGGGGAAAACUACACACGUUUUGUGUACGUAUCGGAUAUUAGUUACUACCAUUUAGUAAGACACCUAGUACGAAAUGUGUACAUGUAUGUGUAUGUGUUCAUUCUUAAAAGCUGACAUGCACUGGUGUGUGAGGCGCAGUAACAGCACUUUGACAUAACGAGGAAGCGGCACGAAAGACAUCGAGGGAAGAUAAGAAGUAAUAUCACAAGGAAAUUAUGCAAGACUAAAAUUACCAUUGUUCGGCGUUUGCAUCAAAUGUGUUGACUUGAAGCACCAAAAUAACAACUGACUCUGAUGAUAAGCUUGGCAUUGGAUCUUUUGUUUUUCUUCCUGUUCUAUCCCACUUCCUCCUACAUCACUAUUCCUCUUCUAUCUUUCUUCCUGAUCUAUUCUUGCUGCCAUCACUAGCACUGCCACUGCCACUAUCAUCACUACCGCUAUUAUCACCACAACUAGUACUUCAGCUAUCGAUCUCUCAACUACCUUCACACCAUUUGCCAUUUCUCUCUCUCUCUCUCUCUCUCUCUCUCUCUCUCUCUCUCUCUCUCUCUCUCUCUCUCUCUCUCUCUCCUCCCACUUCAGUUGCAGAUCUCUUAGUGGCCCCGCCGGUGGAUGCUGACCAUUACACCUGAUAAACAUGUUGUCAGUACUUCUUAAAAACACCACAGUACGUGUCAAUAUUCUUAUUAAAACCAUGACCUAGUGUA
Messenger RNA from Scylla paramamosain (green mud crab), 3762 nucleotides. RefSeq names its product facilitated trehalose transporter Tret1-like. Bases 515 to 2512 code for a protein of 665 amino acids. The record is from RefSeq and is a predicted model, not a curated record. The transcript has 6 exons. Gene Ontology annotation, biological process: transmembrane transport; carbohydrate transport. Gene Ontology annotation, cellular component: membrane. Gene Ontology annotation, molecular function: sugar transmembrane transporter activity. NCBI's taxonomy places the organism in Eukaryota, Metazoa, Arthropoda, Malacostraca, Decapoda, Portunidae.